AACACAUCGAAAAUUUCAAAAAUCUGUGCGUACAAAACCUAAAGACCAUGUCUUUGCGACGAAGCAUAAGGAUUGAGCUUGCUGCCAGGGCUUCCGCCGCCACCCGGAAUGAAACUAGUAGCGCCGUCCAGCGUACUGCAACCCACCGCAUAAGGAAGUGGCGUGCUGCCACCGACACCCCAAAUGCUGCUAGUAGCGCCGUACAACGUCAUGCAACCCACCGCAUAAGGAAUCGGCGUGCUGCCACCGCUAUCCGAAAUGCUACUAGUAGCGCCGUACAACGGCCACGGGGCGGUGGCCCCAAGGGACGUCUUGUCCGUGAGCUAAAAGAAAUAAUGCUCAAUCCAACGGACGGUUGCCAUGUGGAGAUCGUUGAAGACGAUAUAACCCACUGGCACUGCAUUUGUCUCGGCCCUUCCAAUUCUCCCUAUGAGGGAGGGCACUUAAUCCAUUAAUCAAGGCUCUUUUCCUUAUUUAAAAAGUAAAGAAUUUGACUUCUAA
Molecule: messenger RNA, 501 nt
Organism: Drosophila guanche
Lineage: Eukaryota; Metazoa; Arthropoda; Insecta; Diptera; Drosophilidae
Exons: 2
Coding region: 48-455 (135 amino acids)
Source: RefSeq, a predicted model, not a curated record